Acanthopagrus latus (yellowfin seabream) is the source of this 3478-nucleotide messenger RNA. RefSeq names its product formin-like protein 13. The transcript has 11 exons. The coding region runs from base 107 to 1651 and encodes 514 amino acids. NCBI's taxonomy places the organism in Eukaryota, Metazoa, Chordata, Actinopteri, Spariformes, Sparidae. The record is from RefSeq and is a predicted model, not a curated record.
GGUGCCUCUACCCGAGCAAACAUCCGACCCUGAGUCCGUCCAGACGGAGCGAGAUGCUUGGGUCCAGGCCAUCCACAAACUGUGUUCGGACUGGAAGAGGAAGUCCAUGGGUGAACACGUGUUCAUGGAAACGAUGGGCCUGCGAAACAUCAGCAUAGCCGAAGAGUCAGAGGACUCAGACACAGAUCCAGAGCCCAGAGGUGGAGAUACGAGUCCUCCGGUUGAUAAUGAAAACGCAGACUCUGCUUCAAGUGGUGGAGAUCAAUUACAAGCCGGUGACGCAGGUCAAACUGAUCCUUCAAAGCCCGUCCCUAAACCUCGCAGCCCCAGGAAGACCUCUGAUAUUCUGCCUUCCGUCCUGUCAUUACCCUCUCCUUCACCUGCCUCCCCUCGGCCCUCACCUGCUCACGCCGCCCUCACACCCUCCCCCACGGUCCCCGAGGCUCAGUACCAGAGCCCAUCCUCCAUGAGAGCGCCUCCACCCCCGCCCAUCGUACCACCACCACCCGCCCCACCUUUACCCUUCAGAAUGAAGUCACCUUUCAAAAAAGCACGCACCAAGGCUUUCCACUGGGAUGUGGUCGCCGGAGAGAAGAUUGCAAAAUCAUUUUGGAUACAACAAGGAAGCACCAGGAGGAUUGAAAUCGACACAUCCCGCUUAUAUGAGCAAUUUGCCGUUAAAGAUCUGGGGACGCCGGGCGCGCCGGAGCCGAGUAAUACCCAGCACAUUAUGCUCAACCAGAAGAUUGCACACAACUUCAACAUUUUCCUCAAAAGUUUUCCGGUGCAACCAGGAGAGCUGAAGGACAAACUGUUCAUCAUUAAUGAGGAAGACGGAGGCCUGUCUGAUGAGCACAUCACCUCUCUGAGGAGGUACGUCCCGACCAUGGACGAUGUGGAAAUGUACAAAUCCCACAAAGGACCUGUGGAGGAACUGCACAUAGUGGACCGCUACAUGAUGGAGAUGUGCAACGUGCCCUACCUGAGCUCACAACUGGACCUGCUGCUGACGCUGAGGGAGCUCCCGACCGGCAUCAACGACCUGCAGCCGCUGAUUAACCAGAAGAUCAGGAUGUGCACACAGCUCAACAACUGCAGGUCAUUUGUAUCCGUGCUGGAGUACCUCCUCGCCAUCGGCAAUUACCUCAACGAGAACGCCAGGAAGGAAAAGGCCAAGGGAUUCCGCCUCUCCUCCUUAGCUAAACUCUCCCAGUUACGUGGGAGGGACAGGAAGUUCACCUUGCUCCAUGCCCUUGUGGAGCAGAUCAUGUUGCAUGAACCGUGCCUGGCCGCUUUUACCGAGGAGCUGGCAGAAUUUGAAACUGUCCCUGGAGCGUCCAUCAAAGGCCUGACCGCAGAAGUGGAUGUGCUGAAGAAUGAGCUGCAGAAAGUCAUUCAGUACAGAAAAACAUCCAAGAAGAGAAAUGCUGGCGUUCAACACCCGAACUUCUCCAAAGACCUGAAGAUGACAAUUGAGAAAUACAACACGGAUCUCUCGGCAUUGACGAAGACGUGUGAGGAGAUGAAGAAACUCUACUCUGUCACGCUGGUUAAAUUCGGAGAGGCGGCGGAUCAGGACUCUGAGGAGCUCUUUGGGCUCAUCUGCCAGUUCAUCCACGACUUCAAGAGGGCCCACACUGAAAUCAUAUGAGUUGCGGGGCACAUAUUGGUAACCGGUGAUACUGCAGCUGUGCUUAUGAAACAAACCGAACUGAUCCUAAGUUCUUUGUCAGAGUUGGGGAAGAUUAAAGGGUAAGUUCACCCAAAAAUGAAACUCAAGCCCCCCUCAUGCUGACGGACAGUGAGGUGUUUUCUUUUAAAUCCACAAAACAUUUGUGGAGCUUCACAGCCGAACAGGGCUUCAUAUAGCUUGUCUCUAGAAUUAAAAAAACGGGAUUUAUACCCUCUGUGCACAGUCGAGCUUGUUCAACCACUUCACAUAGAUGCUGUUAGCUUAGCAGCCAACGUGUCUAAUACAUCCGCCUGGUCAGUCGCCCUACGCUUCAAAGUUUGAAGCUGUAGCGACCUCAGGGACUGGAGUUCGCCCCUCGUUGUGACCAAGAGUCCAGACUGAUUUUCAUUUAUGUAAAGUAAGUCAGUUUAUGUAUAAAUUUAACCGAAUAGAUGUAACAUACGAGAUCAGAGCGACGUCACGUCCGUUACAAGACUGAAUGAGGUUAUUUUAACCCAAAGUCGGAUAUUUUCCCAAUUUCAACUGAAACGAGACCAUUUAAUAAAGUUUAUACCCAUCAAAAAGUCAUAUUAGUCAUACAAUGCUAAUUGUUCGUCAGCUGGCUUGAUUUAGAAAUACAAAAUUAAAUGAAGGACAAGAUAAAUAUGGGUCAUAAUAAACUGCUUUCCUCUUUUACCUUCAUGCUGUUUUUUUCUGAUGAGGACAAGCUCUCAGCAGCUGCAGGGAAGAUUUCGGUUUAAAAAAGGUUGCAAACAAUGACUUCUCAAUCAAUUUGGGAUCUCUGGGCUUCUGGAGAUUUGUCUUUUCAGUCUUAAUCAACUUCAGCUCAAGCGUCAGAAAUGUUUUUUGGACCAUGACACUUGACCUGACUUUCAAUCGUGUACUUAUCUUUUAAGAUACAAAAAAAAUAUGUAUUUUUAAAGGCAGCAUUUUAUGUUUAAGAGAGUAAAAUGUUGUGUGGAUUUGUAUUUUCAGUGACUGUCUGUAUUUUUCUCCCUGUUUUGUUGUACAGAUAUUUUAUUUCAGUCAUUGGAUGUGCUUCAUUGUAUAGACGUACGGUGUGAAAUGUAAAGUGAUGCACCUGGAGCACAGGACAACAAUGGCAGCGGAAAUCAAUUUUGUGAAUAAAAAAAAAACUGAUCCUUGUGGCAUCUUUUUCAUGUCAGAGGUUGUUGUGAUUUGUGUUGACUCCAUGACUCCUGGAUGCUUGUUUAAAGAUGAAUCGCUAAUGAAGGAUUUGAAAGCUCUCGGUUGUAAGAAACACUCGGAUGCUGAAGUGUGCCGCUAAUACCCAACGGCUCGGCGCUGGCAGAGGAACAGAGGAGACAUCACUUCAGAGGGCAGCUGAGGCUGAAGUGUCUGAUUAUUUCGAACAUGCGACCCUGCUGUGGGUCGGGGACGUUUCCUCCCCUCCUGCUCUCCACGACGAGCUCCAAGGUCGCCUCUGAUUAAGGACCACAUCUGCAGUGUGGCAAUGACAUGAUGAAAAGCAGAGAAUUCCCCUGCCAAAGGUUGAAAGGUAUUCUUAGUCAGUGGUUAGCAAUGAUUCAUGUGGUAAACAGGUCAUGUGUCUGACAUUUUAAUUGGUUGACAGCAACAACACUAUCUGUAGAUAGUUAGUAACUAUGAAAUGAAGUAGGAUGAACGAAACCUCACGACGAGCAGGAUAAGUCACACUUUCACAUCUUUGUAAAAGAGGAAAACACUCAUAUUAAUUAAAAUUUACAUCUGCAAAAAACUUGUUUCAUUAGCAGGAAAAGUGUGAAACCCAUUCAUUCCCUCACU